AUGGCAGGUGUGGUCAAUCAACUUCCUGCAAGUGAAGAUCAUCAACGUCAUCUUGGCAUGGAUUCUGAAAGUCAAGUCUUCAGCAUGGAGGGCAACAGAAAGAAGGGUUACCGCUGUGUGCCAUGCAUCAAGUUCAAGAAAGGAUGCAGAGGUACUCCUCCCGUCUGUGAUACUUGCCAAAAGGCAAAUAGAGCUCACAGAUGUUCUUUCGAUGAUGGUGAAGUUGCUGCAGCGUAUGCAGAGGCGAGGGCUAGGAACGUUACACCUGGCCGAAAAAAUACAGGAUUGCGGGCUAGCAAUGUCGAAAUCGACCAGCCAGCCAAAGCCUCCCCAUUCAGUGGAGAGGCCACAACACGGUCAAUGCAAACUUUGAUGCACCAAGAUGGUUCAGAUCAAACACAAACAAGGAAGCGCAAAGCGCCAGGAGACUCUGCUGAUUUGGAGUCUGUCGCCACAUACUCAUCAUCUCGGCAAGAUGUGGUCUCAGAAGAGCUAGAGCUAGAUCAGACUACUCUUCAAGGACAGUAUCAACCACGAAUGCCACCAACUCCACAACUAACACGAGAAGCACGCACAAAUCUACAGAAACGUACCAUCCAUGCAAUGUCCUCUGACGAGAUUGCGAAGGCAAAGAACUCAUUGACACGCAAGUUCAUCAACGAGUAUGACGCACCAUUCUCCAGAUCUCUCCUGCCGAUACUCGAAGAGAUGGUCAAUGGGGCAAUAGACAGCCGCACGUCAAACGAUGGGAUGGAAGUAUAUGCACAGAUCAAAGCAUUCUUUCGUUAUGUAUGGAGGUUGGUCCUCUCCUGCAUGUCAGACCAGGAAUCUAGGAAACUUGGAGCCAGACAACACGAAGUACCAGGUCGGAAGCUAAUGUCGAACAAGCCGGUCACCGAGCGCGAGGUCGAGGAGUUCUUUUUUGCUUACAUCUGUAUUCUAUACGGCAAGCAGGCUGACGAGAGUGUCUGGGCAGAGUCUGCACAAGAGAAAGCACGAGCUUGGUAUCUAGUAUUCGUGGAUAACAACUGGGAUUACCUUAGAGAUUGUCUAUACUGGCAUGAGUGCGAGGGAUUGGGCUAUCAGAACAAGGCUGACUGGUUGAGUCAAUGGCUUCGGGCGAGGAGUCGAGCGUCUGGACUUGGUGGUUGA
Messenger RNA from Lithohypha guttulata, 1152 nucleotides. RefSeq lists its product as uncharacterized. The transcript has a single exon. Bases 1 to 1152 code for a protein of 383 amino acids. The record is from RefSeq and is a predicted model, not a curated record. Lineage: Eukaryota; Fungi; Ascomycota; Eurotiomycetes; Chaetothyriales; Trichomeriaceae.